CGCCCGCAACCUCCAGGCUGCGGGCGCUCGUUUCACACCCUGUGCCCGGGACCCUGGCCCCGGCGCCGGGCCGCGCCCCAGGCUUCCCCUCCGCCCGCUCCGAGGCCUCACUUUCACUUUCGGUCCCGCACGGCCAGGCGGGCGGCGGCGGAGCGAGGGCCCUUGGGAUUUUGAGAGCUUCCAUUGGACCACUGGAGGACCCCCAGGGUACUCACAUGCUUGAACCUGCCCUGCUCACAGAACUCUAUUCUUGAAGCAAGAGCCUUACUCAGUAAGGCACUGCUGCCAGAAGUUCCAGAUCGAAACGGCAGUUUUGGCAGGAAGAUGGUGCCUCUGGCCCUCAAGUGGCCACUUGCAAGAAUGUCAUUUCUACUGUCCUCUCUACUGGCUCUCUUAGCUGUGUCAACUCCUUCAUGGUGUCAGAACAGUGACACUACAUCUCCAAAGGCUAGCAAUGGAGCUCCAUUUCCUUGGAGCAAGAUGCGACUUCCUGAGCAUGUCAUCCCAGUUCAUUAUGAUCUCAUGAUCCAUGCGAACCUCAGCACGCUGACUUUCCAGGGCACCACAGAAAUCCAAGUCACAGCCAGCCAGCCCACCAGUGCCAUUAUCCUGCAUAGUCACAACCUGCAAAUUUCCAAAGCCACCCUCAGGAAAGGAGUAGGACAGGGGCCAUCUGAAGAAACACUGAGGGUCCUGGAAUAUCACCCUCAUGAACAAGUUGCUUUUUUAGCUGUUGAACCUCUCCUCGUUGGACUUCCAUAUACAGUCGUCAUUGACUAUGCUGGCAAUCUGUCCUUGACUUUCCAUGGAUUCUAUAAGAGCACCUACAGAACCAAGAAUGGGGAAGAAAGGGUGCUUGCAUCCACACAGUUUGAACCGAUUGCAGCUAGGAUGGCCUUUCCCUGUUUUGAUGAACCUGCCUUCAAAGCGAGUUUCUCCAUCAGGCUCAGAAGGGAGCCGAGGCACGUGGCCAUCUCCAACAUGCCACUGAUGAAUUCUGUGCCUAUUGCCGAAGGACUGAUAGAAGACCAGUUUGAUGUCACUGUGAAGAUGAGCACCUACCUGGUAGCCUUCAUUAUUUCAGAUUUUGAGUCUGUCAGCAAGAUGACCAAGAAUGGAGUCAAGGUCUCUGUGUAUGCCGUGCCAGAUAAGAUAAACCAAGCAGCUUAUGCCCUGGAUGCGGCUGUGACUCUUCUAGAAUUUUACGAAGAUUAUUUCAGUAUACCAUAUCCUUUGCCCAAACAAGAUCUUGCUGCUAUUCCUGACUUUCAGUCUGGUGCCAUGGAAAACUGGGGCCUGACAACAUAUAGAGAAUCCUCUCUGUUGUUUGAUCCUAAAAAGUCUUCUGCAUCCAGCAAGCUUGGCAUCACAAUGACUGUGUCCCAUGAACUUGCUCACCAGUGGUUUGGGAACCUGGUUACUAUGGAAUGGUGGAAUGAUCUUUGGUUAAAUGAGGGAUUUGCUAAGUUUAUGGAGUUUGUGUCUGUCAGUGUGACCCAUCCUGAACUGAAAGUUGAAGAUUAUUUCUUUGGCAAAUGUUUUAAUGUGAUGGAGGUUGAUGCAUUAAAUUCUUCACACCCUGUGUCUACACCUGUGGAGAAUCCCGCUCAGAUUCGGGAAAUGUUUGAUGAUGUUUCUUAUGAAAAGGGUGCUUGCAUUCUGAAUAUGCUAAGGGAGUACCUUAGUGCCGAUGCAUUUAAAAGUGGAAUUGUGCAGUAUCUCCAAAAGUAUAGCUAUAAAAAUACAAAAAACGAAGACCUGUGGAAUUCUAUGGCAAGUAUUUGCCCAGCAGAUGAUGCUCAAACCAGGGAGGGCUUUUGUUCCCGAGGCCAGCAUUCAUCUUCCUCCUCACACUGGCGCCAGGAAACUGUGGAUGUGAAGGCUAUGAUGAACACCUGGACACUGCAGAAGGGCUUUCCCCUGAUAACCAUCACUGUGAGAGGGAGGAAUGUGCACAUGAAGCAAGAACACUAUAUGAAGGGGUCUGACGGCGUCCCGGAAACCGGGUACCUGUGGCAUGUUCCAUUGACAUUCAUUACCAGCAAAUCAGAUUCGGUCCAGAGAUUUUUGCUGAAAACAAAGACAGAUGUACUCAUCCUCCCAGAACCAGUGGAAUGGAUCAAGUUUAAUGUGGGGAUGAGUGGCUAUUACAUUGUUCAUUAUGAGGAUGAUGGAUGGGAUUCUUUGACCGGCCUCUUAAAAACGACCCACACAGCGCUCAGCAGUAAUGAUCGGGCAAGCCUCAUUAACAAUGCCUUUCAGCUUGUCAGCAUUGGAAAGCUAUCCAUUGAAAAAGCCUUAGAUUUAACUCUAUACUUGAAGCACGAAACUGAAAUCAUGCCUGUGUUCCAAGGGCUGAAUGAGCUGAUCCCUAUGUAUAAGUUAAUGGAGAAGAGAGACAUGAUUGAAGUGGAAACUGAGUUCAAGGCCUUCCUCAUCAGGCUGCUGCAGGGCCUCAUUGAUAAGCAGACCUGGACAGAUGACGGCUCCGUCUCUGAGCGGAUGCUUCGGAGUCAGCUCCUAAUGCUGGCCUGUGUGCGCAAGUAUCAGCCCUGUGUGCAGAAGGCAGAAGGCUACUUCAGAAGGUGGAAGGAAUCCGAUGGGAACAUGAGCCUACCUAUCGAUGUGACCUUGGCAGUGUUUACUGUAGGGGCCCAGAACACUGAUGGAUGGGAUUUUCUGUUUAGUAAAUAUCAGUCUUCUUUAUCCAGUACCGAGAAAAGCCAAAUUGAAUACGCUCUCUGUAUGAGCCAAAACAAGGAAAAGCUUCAGUGGUUACUAGAUCAAAGUUUUAAGGGAGACACAAUAAAAAGUCAGGAGUUUCCACAUAUUCUUACACUCAUUGGCAGAAACCCAGUGGGAUACCCAUUGGCCUGGCAAUUUCUGAGGGAAAAUUGGAAUAAACUUGUACAGAAGUUUGAACUUGGAUCAUCUGACAUAGCCCGUAUGGUAUUGGGAACAACAAAUCAAUUCUCUACCAGCACACGACUUACAGAGGUGAAAGGAUUCUUCCACUCUUUGGAAGAAAAUGGCUCUCAGCUCCGCUGUGUCCAGCAAACGAUUGAAACCAUUGAGGAAAACAUACGUUGGAUGGAUAAGAAUUUUGAUAAAAUCAGGGCGUGGCUGCAACGUGGACAGCCUGAAGUGCUGUAAACAGCUGUUUCUUGCUGUGUUCGCAUGAUCCAUAAUUACCCAGAUUUUGUUGAAUGUAAUUUCAAACUAGAGGUUGUUUCGUUUUGUUUUAGCUCCAGCUCAAGAUACUCCUCUUCCCUUCAACUCUUUUCAUUUGACCGUGUCAGUAAAAAGACUCUUUUCAUCAAUGGACUCUUGCGUCCACUUACAGGUGUUGUCCUGCACUGUAAACACAACUAGUGGACUCUCUACCAGAGGAGAAAAGUGCUUUGUUUUUUGUUGCACAUUUAAACUCUGCAGUGUUCAAAUCCCUCAGGCCCUGUAUGCCUGCCAUUCAACGCCGCUCCAUCAGUGCCCUUGGAACGCCUGGAUCAGUGCUGAGAAGGGAGGCAGCCUCAUGGAGCUCUCACAUGUGCCGUCCACCCUCCACUUCUGCCGGCCACCUCUCUCCCUCGCUUCAUGUCCAGGUGCUGAUUUGUGGAGUCCAAACCAUCAGGUUUGCCUGCCCUCCGGAUACUGGUCAAUGGAGAACUCGGGGAGUUUGUCUCUUCCAGAAAAACAGUGCAUUUAUGCCCACAGAAAACACCUUUCAUUAACGCUGCACUGGAGAGCGUUUUAAGGAGAUGUUUUCUCUCUCAGCACCUCACCUGGCCUAUUUUUUGAAUUCUUUAAGAACCCAUUAUUGGUACGUAUUGCCAGUACGUAACCACAGAGUCACCAACAGGUGAUAAUAUAUUAUGAAACAAAAUAUUUGCUUAUAAUAGCCCAAAAGAAGAUAACGUAGCCUACAGUUUUGAAGUCUUACAUAGGAAUUUCUGAACAGGCAUACAUUUCAAGACAAAAAAAUAUGACUAAUGUGAAAAAUGUCAAAAUGUGUUGCUCUAAUACACUGGAACAGACUGGCUUUUACACAGUGCCGUUUUUAUACCUAUUAUAUGGUUGAUGGGUUGAGGAAUGAAAAUAAAAACAAAUCACUUGUGAUCUCUUA
Cavia porcellus (domestic guinea pig) is the source of this 4120-nucleotide messenger RNA. It is a transcript of the gene Erap1, whose product is annotated as endoplasmic reticulum aminopeptidase 1. Gene Ontology annotation, molecular function: metalloaminopeptidase activity; peptide binding; zinc ion binding. The transcript has 20 exons. Gene Ontology annotation, cellular component: cytoplasm. Gene Ontology annotation, biological process: proteolysis; peptide catabolic process. Lineage: Eukaryota; Metazoa; Chordata; Mammalia; Rodentia; Caviidae. The record is from RefSeq and is a predicted model, not a curated record. The coding region runs from base 325 to 3153 and encodes 942 amino acids.